AGGGAGAGGCAACCCUUCUCAGGACUGGGGACCACAGACUGAUUGGGGACCUUCCUCUGGAGCUUCUAUUCCUGGGGAUUCAACCUGGGCUCCCCACCGGACUGAAGGCCCACCUGCAGAGCACAGUCUGCACUCCUGCUCGGUCUGAGACCCUGGCUGUGCGUGGAGGCCGAGAAACGUGGACUCCACCCUCACUGUCUGCUGAAAGGAGAACUGGAGUUCAAAGAAACUUAACUGAGAAGUGAGUCCUGGUCUCUGGAUUCUUGUGUUGACGUCUGGAGUCACAGCAACUGGUGAUGAAAGAGUCCAGGCUCAGUGCCUCCUAGGAAUGGCCUCACAUCCUGUUGUGCAACUUUCCGGAGCCUCUAGGUCAGUGUGGUGCUUUGUAGCUGUCCCGGGAGGCCUCAGCAGUUGGAGUUGGUGCAGGGGAAGGAUGAGGAAGACCAGGCGCUGGGGGCUGCUGUGGAUGCUGUUUGUCUCAGAACUUCAAGCUACAACUGAAUUAACUGAGGAAAGGUUUGAUCUGGAAGAGGGGCAGACCCUGACUGUGAGCUGUCCCUAUGGGAUAGGGAUGUAUGACCACAGCCAGAAGGCUUGGCAGAGGAUAAGAGAGGGAAAAGGGCCGCCCCAGACCCUGGUAACCACAGAGAUGCCUUCGGAGAAUUCCCAUCCUAUCCAAGUGGGGAGGAUCAUACUAGAAGAUUACCAUGAUCAUGGCUUACUGCGUGUCCAAAUGACCAACCUCCAAGUGGAAGACUCUGGACUGUAUCGGUGUGUGAUCUGCCAGGAUCCCAAGGAACCUCAUGUGCUGUUCUAUCCCGUCCGGUUGGUGGUGGCCAGGGGUUCUUCAGGUACCCCUGCCUCCAGUGAGAGUUCUACCCAGAAUGUGGAUAGUGUUCCUCCUACCACCACUAAGCCCCUGGGCCCACUGUAUACCAGCCCCAGAACUGUGACCCAAGCUCCACCCAAGUCAACUGCUACCGUCUCCACACCUGGCUCUGAAAUCAACAUUAAAAAUAUGACAGAUAUCAUCAGAGUUCCCGUGUUUAACAUUGUCAUUCUCAUGGCUGGCGGAUUCCUGAGUAAAAGCCUGGUCUUCUCUGUCCUGUUUGCUGUCACGCUGAAGUCAUUUGGAUUCUAGACCCACGAAUCCACGAGACAGUCUUCUGAUCUCCAGCCACAUCCAUCUGGCAGUGUGCUAAGAGAGGAGAGAGGAGACAAAAGGUCGGGGGGAGUUAAUACCAUGAAUUAAAUCUGUAAUCACUGGAUAUUUCUAAAGCCAGGAUCUCACCUUCCUGCCUACUGCCCUCAUUUCUCACUUGGAUGGGCAUUUGCCCCUCAGAAAAGAAGUUACAGCCCCAAACAUGCCUGGUCCUUCAUUCCACCAGCUACUUGUCAUUUGCAUGAAAUACAGACAGUUCAAUGCUUUUCAUCGUAAUUUCUUAUGGGGGCUGUGACAUGCAGAGGGCACGCCUAAUCCUUCUCCUGCUCAGUUUUGCCCUGGACCGUACAAUUUUGGCCUGACCUGGACUGAGCUCCCACUACAGAAGCAUCCUCCUUGCCCCAUGCUGGGACUUCCUCUGUGUAGCAUCAGACACUUGGUUUUCAUGCUUAUAUGUGGUUCUUUCCAACACUCCCAGAAAAGGGUGUUGAAGAUUGUGGAACAUGGAGAAAUAAGACUUCAUGGUGAGAAAGUGCAUCUUUCUCAGAGAAAAUAGUUAAACUGAAUAUCUUGUCUUGGGAAAAUACUGACAGGAUGAGAUGGGAUCCAUGGGAUAGCAUUGAUAGACAAUAUCAGACAUCCUAUGUGCAAUUAUCUCUGACUCCUGAAAAUAGCCCUCUGAAGGCAGAGAUGUAUGUGACUAGAAUGAGGCCACAUGAGUAAGUCCCUGCCUGCUGGCAGGAGUGAAAACUGAAGAGCUCCUUACCUCAAGGACCCCAAAGCCAUAUAGAAUAGAAUAACCAGGGGUUCUGCCUGUGUCUAAAUGCCUCUUUUCCAGUAUUACACAAGAGGGAGGGAUGGCGGGGUGCAAGCUCUCCCCACGGAAGCUUCUGGAGGCUGCCCCGUAUGCUCUCCUUGUUCCCCACUCUUCCCUCCUCCUCCGAUCUUAGUCUGCUCCUGGAAUACCUGCUUCAGCUUCCAUGCUCUCUCCAGUGCCCUCCCCUGUGAAGUAGGUAGGUGUUCAGACCCUCCAGUGUCUUGCAAUCUCCCACAGAUUUCAAUCAAGAUUUUGCUAUUUCCCACUUGAGCUUUAAAGGCAAAGGGGCCUCAUGGGUGGGAAAAGAAUGGUGGGUCCAUCCAGCCCAAUUUAAUGAUGUCCGGGGCAGAAAUCAUCCUCCAUUCCCAAGAGUAAUCAUGCUCUUCCAUGCAUAGUGUGUCUCAUGUUAGGUAAACGUAUUUUUACAAUGGGCACCACUCCUGUGGAAAAAAUUCACUGCACACGGAGGUCCAGCUUCCACUUCCUGAGCCCGCUCCAUCACAUAAGGACUUCCCCAUUCCCCAAAAUGCUGCUCUAUCAGAACCUGCCCAGGUAAUGGUACUGACUCCAGAGAGAUGAUUUAUGAACCCCCAAUAUUGAGUCCAUUAGAAGAUGGGGAGGGGACAUUUAUUUCAUCCUGGUGCUCUGGUGAGAAUCUUCGCAGAUGCACUAGGUAUAGAAGCUGUUCAUCUCAGCACAUUUAUUUUCCUACCUAAAAGAACCAAGCAGCUGAGAGGCAGUGACCGUACAGCAUGCAGUGUUCGUGUGCUGAGUUUGCUGGUCUGGAGCCUGCACUUUAGCAAUCCCAGCGUUGCUCCUGUUUAUGAAGUUGACAAAGUGACCAGGGGAAGGGGGUAUUAUCACUAAAUGCACUCCAGGAGAGGCAGAACACACAAGGGCAGUGUUUCUCAGAGUGUGGUCUUUAGACCAACUGCAUCAGAUUGUCCUGGAGCAUAAGCAAAUGCUUAGAGCCCGGGGCCCCUGCAGACCUACUAUAUCCUGGUAUACAGCUCCCUCUUAGUGGAUUUCAAGCUUGUUUCCAAUAAGGCAUUACACUCCUUACCAAAGCCCAUGACACAUUCAUGCAGAUUCAUCCAGACAUAACCCACUGCACAGUCCAAUGUGUUUAACUUAUUAUAGAUCAAGUGUUAGUUAAGUCUGACAUAUUAAACGUGCUUGAAAAAUUAUAUGCACUAAAUUGGAAGACAAAUGGCCGUGCUGGAGACCCCCAUUUCCACUUACAGGCCAUGCCAUGUUCCAUCCUCCCCAUCCUGCCUGGGAACCUGACCAGUGUGGCUAAGCCAGCAGGCUCCCUGGCUGCCGGCUUCUGGCUGGCUGAGCCAAUGGGAAGCACAAGAGGAAUGCAGAGGGUGGGGAGAGAGUGAGGUCAGGGCUUCUGUCCUGGGGCUCCGUCCCUGGGAGGUGGCAGGAGUGGCUGCAUUCCUCUCUGAAGUCUCCUUCAAGCCCCUCAACAAACAGCACCCAUCUCCAAGUCCAGCCACCUGCUCUAUCCUCUCCUCUGUAGGCCCAGCAGUGGGAAUGCCAGCCUCAGUGUACUGAAGCAUCCCUUACUGGAUUCCCUAAAUUCUACGCACAUCUUUAUUAAAUACUCUUCAGUUA
This is a messenger RNA of Cebus imitator (Panamanian white-faced capuchin), 3599 nucleotides long. It is a transcript of the gene TREM1, whose product is annotated as triggering receptor expressed on myeloid cells 1. Gene Ontology annotation, biological process: neutrophil chemotaxis; neutrophil-mediated killing of gram-negative bacterium; cytokine production involved in immune response. The record is from RefSeq and is a predicted model, not a curated record. The transcript has 5 exons. NCBI's taxonomy places the organism in Eukaryota, Metazoa, Chordata, Mammalia, Primates, Cebidae. Bases 329 to 1141 code for a protein of 270 amino acids.